Messenger RNA from Cervus elaphus (red deer), 5957 nucleotides. RefSeq names its product piwi like RNA-mediated gene silencing 2 (gene PIWIL2). The transcript has 23 exons. Gene Ontology annotation, biological process: regulatory ncRNA-mediated gene silencing. Gene Ontology annotation, molecular function: protein binding; piRNA binding. Gene Ontology annotation, cellular component: P granule. The coding region runs from base 156 to 3068 and encodes 970 amino acids. Lineage: Eukaryota; Metazoa; Chordata; Mammalia; Artiodactyla; Cervidae. The record is from RefSeq and is a predicted model, not a curated record.
ACGUUGAGCGCUGGCGUCUCCUGAGGCGCAGCCAAGCUGCUCGGUGAGGUCCAGCGCCGGUGAGAGGACGGGACGCAGGUGUGAAAGACCAGGGAGGCAGAGGUCGCUCUGCUACAGGUCAGGUGCUCUCGCACUCAAGUUCUUGGUGCCUUGCAAUGGAUCCUGUCCGACCACGCUUCAGGGGCCUGUCUCCCGUGUACCCAUCUCAGUCUGUGCGGAUGCCAGGCUCUUGGCCACAAGCUCCAACACCUUUGGACCCAUCUCUGAGCAGGGCAGGACCUGCAGGCAGGGGCCAUGUGUUUGGAAAGCAAAAGGAGCCGAGUCCACAGAGUGGGCCAGUGCAAAAGGAGGCUGUGGGUUUAGUCUCAAUGUUCCGAGGACUGGGCCUUGAAACAGCAUCCCAGACCCCUCUGAAACGGGAGAUGCUUCCUUUAGGUAGAGGCAUUUUAGGUCUAGGCUUACCUACCAAUAUGGCAUGCAAGGACAAAGAAGAACCCCAUCCCACUUUUCUGGAUCCUUCAUUGUUGGCAGCUGGGGAUAGCAAGAUGGCAGAGGCCUCCGUUGGUUGGAAUAGGAUGCUCGGAAGAGGGAAUUUGGAUGCAUCUGUGUUACCAGUGGGAAGAGCAGCUGGUGGUUUAGGCAGAGGAAUAUACAGGGCUCCCAGUGCUCUCAGCCUGGCUUCUCAGGAUCCUGCCCAGCUCUCACCUCUGCCUCCUCUGCCCCAGGCCCCACUAUACUCUCUUGAUAGCCCUCCACUUGGAACUGCAGAGCGCAAGAAAGAGCUUUUUGUGAAGCAAGGAUCAAAAGGAACACCUCAAUUUUUGGGAUUGAACCUUAUCAAAAUACAGUGUCAUAAUGAAGCAGUUUAUCAAUAUCAUGUGACUUUCAGCCCCAACGUGGAGUGCAAAAGCAUGAGGUUUGGCAUGUUGAAGGACCAUCAAGCUGUCACCGGAAAUGUCACUGCUUUUGAUGGAUCCAUUCUCUAUCUACCUGUUAAGCUUCAGCAAGUUCUUGAGUUAAAGAGUCAAAGGAAAACUGACAGUGCUGAGAUCACCAUUAAGAUUCAGUUGACAAAGAUCCUGGAGCCCUGUUCUGACUUGUGCAUUCCCUUCUACAAUGUUGUAUUCCGUCGGGUAAUGAAACUUUUGGACAUGAAACUUGUUGGAAGAAACUUCUAUGACCCUACAAGUGCUAUGGUGCUGCAGCAGCACAGAUUGCAGAUCUGGCCAGGCUAUGCAGCUAGCAUCCGGAAGACAGACGGAGGUCUUUUCCUGCUAGCUGAUGUCUCCCAUAAGGUCAUUCGGAAUGAUUCUGUGCUGGACAUCAUGCACACCAUGUACUUGCACAACAAAGAAAGCUUCCAGGAUGAGUGCACUAAGCUUCUGGUGGGCAGCAUUGUUAUAACCCGGUACAACAAUCGCACCUAUCGUAUCGAUGAUGUGGACUGGAACAAGACUCCGAAAGACAGCUUCACCAUGUCUGAUGGGAAGGAGAUUACAUUCUUGGAAUACUACAGCAAGAACUAUGGGAUCACAGUCAAGGAAGAGGACCAGCCGCUGCUGAUCCACAGGCCCAGUGAGAGACAGAACAACCAAGGGAUGUUGCUAAAAAGCGAAAUCCUGCUGCUCCCUGAGCUUUCCUUCAUGACUGGAAUCCCUGAGAAGAUGAAGAAGGACUUCAGAGCCAUGAAGGAUUUGACCCAGCAGAUCAACCUGAGCCCCAGACAGCACCGUAGUGCUUUGGAAUGCUUGCUACAGAGAAUUUGGAAGAAUGAGACAGCUAACAGUGAACUGACACGUUGGGGACUCUAUCUGCAGAAGGAUGUACAUAAGAUUGAAGGACGUGUUCUGCCAAUGGAAAGAAUUAACUUAAGAAAUACGUCAUUUAUCACAUCUCCAGAACUAAACUGGGUUAAGGAAGUAACCAGAGACCUUUCCAUCUUGACUGUCCCCAUGCAUUUCUGGGCACUGUUUUACCCGAAGAGAGCAAUGGAUCAAGCCCGAGACCUGGUGAACAUGUUGGAGAAGAUAGCUAGCCCCAUGGGCAUGCGUAUGAGCCCACCAGCCUGGGUGGAACUGAAGGAUGACCGCAUAGAGACCUAUGUCAGAACCAUUCAGUCCAUGCUGGGGGUUGAGGGGAAGAUACAGAUGGUUGUUUGCAUCAUCAUGGGAACACGGGACGAUCUCUAUGGGGCCAUUAAAAAGCUGUGCUGUGUGCAGACUCCUGUGCCCUCACAGGUCAUCAAUGUCCGAACCAUUGGUCAGCCCACCAGGCUUCGAAGUGUGGCCCAGAAAAUUUUACUUCAGAUUAACUGUAAAUUGGGUGGUGAGCUCUGGGGAGUGGAUAUUCCUCUGAAACAGUUGAUGGUGAUUGGGAUGGAUGUUUACCACGACCCCAGCAGAGGCAUGCGCUCUGUCGUUGGCUUCGUCGCAAGCAUCAAUCUCACCCUCACAAAAUGGUAUUCACGAGUGGUGUUCCAGAUGCCUCAUCAGGAGAUUGUGGAUAGCCUGAAGCUAUGCCUGGUGGGCUCCUUAAAAAAGUUUUAUGAGGUGAACCACUGCCUCCCGGAGAAGAUUGUGGUGUACCGUGAUGGAGUGUCUGAUGGCCAACUAAAGACAGUUGCCAGCUAUGAAAUUCCUCAGCUACAGAAGUGUUUUGAAGCUUUUGAGAAUUAUCAUCCCAAGAUGGUGGUGUUUGUAGUGCAGAAGAAAAUUAGCACCAACCUGUACCUGGCUGCCACUGAGAACUUUGCGACCCCCUCCCCUGGGACCGUGGUAGAUCAUACAAUAACAAGCUGUGAGUGGGUGGACUUCUACCUUCUUGCCCAUCAUGUGCGGCAGGGUUGUGGCAUUCCAACCCAUUAUGUUUGUGUUCUCAACACUGCAAACCUGAGCCCUGAUCAUAUGCAAAGGUUGACUUUCAAACUCUGCCACAUGUACUGGAAUUGGCCGGGUACCAUUAGAGUUCCAGCUCCUUGCAAGUAUGCCCACAAGCUAGCCUUCCUGUCAGGACAGAUCUUGCACCAUGAACCAGCCAUCCAGCUAUGCGAGAACCUGUUCUUCCUGUGACUGGACAGUCAGGACACGGGCCGGUCAGAGCAGGCAGACUUCUGAGCUCAGCUGUGAGCGCAUCUGUGCAGGGUCCCCAGCGACCGGAAGGGAGUUCGUGUUGGUGUUUGCUCGUUCACCAACCCAGCAGAAGAUCUUUCUUUUCCUUUUCUUUUCUCUUUUAAGUCCGUUAACACUGAGAAGCAGGUUCCAUCAUAAAUUCCAGCUAGAAAUUGUCUUGUUGCCUUUGUAGAGCAAAUGGGGGUAGUCUGCUACAAUAUAGAUGGGGUGGGUGAAGAUGGGUGACCCUUCAGGAGUCUGCAAAGCUGACAGAAGCCAUAGAAACCUGAAGAAGCAGCAGUUACACUUAUAAACUCUGCUUACUAAGCAGUUCCCAUUUCUGGUGCCAGAGCUGGUAGUGAAUGAAGUCUUUGCAAAGUUCUUAAAGUAGAGAGCUACUUUAUUUGGGCAACUGGGAAAGGUAAGAAGGCAUAGUUUCUCAGGAUUUGGCUGUUGCUGGCAAAUGUGAAAGACAUGUCGCGAAACCAGCUGGUGGGUCCUUUUCAGACUCUUGCUGACCUAAUCAUCUCUAGGGAUUGAGUUGAUGACACGUGACUUGAACUAGUUUUGGAAAGGGUGUUUAGUUCUUUCUUGCCUCCUGAGAGGACAAACGCAGUUUUAUCUGGAUAUUUCAGUUGCUUUAUAGUAUGCAGUGUUGCUGUCUUCCUACCUUCCUCUCCCGACCUCCAGCAUACACACACACACAGACACACACAGACACAUAGACACGCGCGUGCGCGUGCCCACCCCCCCCCCCCCACCAAGAUACCUUUGCUCCUUGUCCUUGUUACUAACCUUUGGUAAGUUUCAGUUUUUUAAACUAAGAAUCAGAACAUGUGAAAUUCAACAGCUUUGAAGGUUCAUGACAGGCCAUGAGCUUUUCUUGACCCUUUCUCUGUGGUAUGUCACUUUCUUUUCUGUUGAUAUGUUUGCAAAUUGAACUACUCACUUUCCUUGCUCAAUACUCUCUUCCCGGCUGCUAGCUCAUUUUGUUAGGAAUUUCUCUGAGUCUGCAUUAAGAUUUCCAGAAGUUGGCUUUGGGAAACAUGACCCUCCUUCCAAAGUCCAGACGUUUCAGUUUAGAGAGUUGUCACUAUGCCUGUGGGUUUCAGUGUUUCGUGUGUGUGUGUUUAUUUUUCCGCUGUUUAAAAAUCUUCCAGUCCCUUCAGGGCUAAUUCAGUCUUACCUUGUUUUAUCUAGAUUUUUAAAAGCCAGUUUUAUUUAAUAUUUUUGAAUUUGUAUUUAUUUGUGUGUGUGUUUUAUUUUAUUCAUUAAUAUAUUUUUUGGUGUGGUGGCAGGGAGGGACGACGCAGAAAUUCUCAUUCUAUAUGACAGUGUGUGAGAAGAGAAACUUUAGCUUAAAACUCCUUAGAUGAAGAAAACCAACCUAGCAUUGCGCUGGCUGCUGCAUGAGGCAGAGGCUGAGCAGCCAUGAGGCUGGUGGUCUUGUGCGUUUCCGGCUGCAUGCGGAGUGAGGGACAGCGAAGGGCUGAGACCUGGGGUUUAAACACCGCAGAAUCAGGCACACUGGGUCACUGGUUUUAGGCUUAACAGUUCUCCAGUUCUCUUUGGAAGCAUUUUGAAUUUCUCUUUUGAAGUUAGAUUUCCUAAUUCUCAUUUCUCUUAGAUAAUCAGAAAAGACAAAUACUUGAGAUAGCAUAAACAUUUCUUCACUUUUUCCUCCUGGUUUUCUUUCCUUGUUAUUUCAGUCUUAAUGUGAAAUGACUGGGUCAUGGGGUGGAAAAUAAAAAGAAAUUUGUAUAUAUGUGUAAUUGCGUUUGUAAUAAUGUUGACAUAUGGUAGUGAUACAGUUCUUUUUCUUCAUAAACCUGUAGCACUUGGUAGAGUUGUUAAUUUGUUACUGGGCAUGCUGGGGGCAGCUGCAGUAUUGGUACUCAGGUAAUUUCACUGAAAUCUGGCAGUAAGAUUUCUUGAAGAAGAUACUAAUAGUCUGUCUUCUGGGACAAAUGAGGCACGUGUUGUGUGUGUGUGUGUGUGUGUGUGUGUGUGUUCUGUCUUGUUUUCAAAGCUCUCUCCCCAUCAGAGAAUUUCCGUCAGCCUGAGUGAGAGCCAGCUGCUGAGGGCGGCCCUUCCCUCCUGCCUUUUCCUGGUGCUUGUCCUUCUCUGCUGUGCUUCAUGGCGUGUCCGUAGCCUUUUAAAGUGCCUUCCCAAAGAACCCUGACUGCCUGCUUCACCACUGCAUCCUGUUCUGUUUAUUUAGAAACUCCAUCUUCAGGGAUUCAGUGCUUCUUGAACUCAUCCUUAAAAUAAUCUAAUUUAGCCUCUUUUUACUUGAGCAGCAUUUUAUUGAAUGGUAUGAAAAGGGAAGUAGUUUUAUAAAUGACUAACUCUUCAUAUUGAAAAUGUUAUAACUUGUGCCUGAAAUUUCUCAGUGAUUUGGGAUAAUUGGAGAAAGACCCUACUUUCUUUUUUUUUCCCCUAAACCUAGCUUUUUCUGAGUGUCUUACCUUUCCCUGUCUAGACUUAUUUUCUCUCUUUUAAAAAAAUGAGGAAAUUCAAGAGAAUGAGAAAAAAAAAGCCACAGACUAGAAGAAAAUAUUUGCAAAAGACACAUCUGAGGGGCUCCCUGGCAGCCCAGUGGCUAAGACUGCUCUUCCACUGUAGGCGCUCGAGUUGAAGCCCUGGUCAGGGAAGUCCUACAUGCCGUGAGGAGCGUCAGAGGAUAAAAAAGGACAUCGAUAAAGGACUCUUAUCCAGAAUAUACAAAGAACUCUUAAGAUUCAACAGUAAGAAAACAACCUGAUUAAAAAUGGGCAAAAAGACCUGAAGAGAUAUUUCACCAAGAUAUACAGUUGGCAAAUAAGCAUAUGAAAAUAUGCCCAACGUCAU